Messenger RNA from Tripterygium wilfordii, 1302 nucleotides. Its product is annotated as serine carboxypeptidase-like. Gene Ontology annotation, molecular function: serine-type carboxypeptidase activity. The coding region runs from base 1 to 1302 and encodes 433 amino acids. Gene Ontology annotation, biological process: proteolysis. The record is from RefSeq and is a predicted model, not a curated record. Lineage: Eukaryota; Viridiplantae; Streptophyta; Magnoliopsida; Celastrales; Celastraceae. The transcript is spliced from 8 exons. Gene Ontology annotation, cellular component: vacuole.
AUGUCUUCAACUUUCUUUAAUGUUUUUCUUCCUCUAUUUCUUUUUCAUCUUUUCAUCACUUCAUCAUCUACCUCUGCAACCAGAUCCCAUUUUCUUCCAUCGACAACCCUUAAUUCAUCUAAACAACAAACAAAAGAUCCCAUAACCUCACCUGACUUAUUAUCUCAAGAUGAUAAUAAUACCUUCAAACAUAACUCUUCAACUCUGAGGUUCAUAAUUCCUUCUCUUGCUAUUAAGAAUCCUAGUAAAUUCCUUGUCGAACAUGCUGGUUACAUCCCGAUUCCAUAUCAAGAAAGGAUGUUCCACUUCUUCUUUCCUUCACGUAAUAACCAGACCAAUGACCCAUUUAUACUAUGGUUGAAUGGAGGGCCCGGAGCUAGUGGUUGCAUUGGGUUAUUCUAUGAAAAUGGUCCAUUUACUCUCAAAGAUGACGACCUCUCUCUUGUCGAGAAUAAAUAUAGUUGGGACAAGAAAUUCUUUGAUGGGCAUCGUGAUUUUUCUCAAAAUGAUUUCUUCAUAAUCGGACAAACUUAUUCUGGGAACUAUGCUCCUGCUCUAGCUGCUCGGAUACAAAGUGGAAAUAACGAGAAGGAUAAAAUUCAUAUAAAUCUCAAGGGAUUUGCUAUUGGUAAUGGACAUACAAAUCCUCAAAUUCAAUACCCAACAAUACCAGAAUACGCGAGGUCUCAUGAUAUAAUUACAGAAGACCAAUACUCAAUUGUAACAAAAAUUGGUAUUGACGCUGGAUGUAUCGCUGCAUUUACGGAUUGUGGUAACAUAGUUCCUUUUAUUGGUGGUGUUGCUAAAGACAAAAAUCUUAAUAAUAUCGAAAAGCCUCGUGAGGGUAACGACAAAAUUUCCAAGUUGAAUACGUUUCUUAAUAGGCAAUCCAUAAAGGAAGCUCUAAGUGCAGGAGAAAAACCAUUUGUUUCUUUGAACCGUGAGGUAUUUAAAGCAAUGAUCAAAGACUAUAUGAAGAGUGUUGAUUCUAAAAUUGCUGGUUUACUCGAAGAGCGACGAGGAAUCAAGGUCCUUAUCUACGUAGGAGAUCAAGAUCUUGUAAACAAUUGGAUUGGAAUUGAGAAGUGUGUGUCCGAAAUGAAGUGGUAUGGUAGAGAAGAGUUUAAUGGAGCUUCAUAUGAAGAUUUUGUUGUUGAUGAUACAACUGUGGGAUCUAUUAAAAAAUAUGGUCCUCUCACUUAUGUUAAGGUUUUCCACGCCGGUCAAAUGGUUCCAAUGGAUCAACCAAAAGCUGCUUUUAAGAUGAUACAAAAUUGGAUGCAAACAGAAAUAAAUGAAUAA